Girardinichthys multiradiatus is the source of this 908-nucleotide messenger RNA. RefSeq names its product dynein, axonemal, light chain 1 (gene dnal1). The transcript has 8 exons. NCBI's taxonomy places the organism in Eukaryota, Metazoa, Chordata, Actinopteri, Cyprinodontiformes, Goodeidae. Gene Ontology annotation, molecular function: protein kinase binding. Bases 216 to 764 code for a protein of 182 amino acids. Gene Ontology annotation, cellular component: cytoplasm. The record is from RefSeq and is a predicted model, not a curated record.
CCGGGUAGUUUCAGUAUAUUUAACUCGCUGUUUGAUUGUUUAUUCCGCACUAACUGCUACCAAGGAGGCGGACAUGCAGCUUCUCCCAACAGAGAGUUAGAACUGAUGUAGCAACGACACGCUGGCUUGGCUUUAAACUCAUUAUAAUUACUGAAUUAGCUGAUAGCUGGCUAACAUCAGUUCAGCUAAGUCUGGUGGAGGCAAAGACAACUACUAUGAAAGAAGCUUUAAACAAAUGGGAAGAGAAGACCGGGGAGAAAACAAGUGAGGCUAAAGAAAUUAAACUGUAUGGUCAGAUUCCUCCUAUAGAGAAGAUGGAUGCUUCUCUCUCUACAUUGACCUGCUGCGAGAAGCUGUCUCUGUCCACUAACUGCAUUGAGAAAAUAACCAAUCUCAAUGGCCUCAAGAAUUUGAGGAUACUUUCAUUAAGCAGAAAUAAUAUAAAGACUCUUGGAGGUUUGGAGGCAGUCGGAGACACUUUAGUGGAGUUGUGGAUUUCCUAUAAUUUGAUAGACAAACUGAAAGGUGUCAACUCCAUGCAUAAACUCAAAGUCCUCUACAUGUCCAACAACCUCGUCAAAGAUUGGGCUGAGUUUGUGAGGCUCGCUGACCUACCCUGCUUGGUGGACCUGGUUUUUCUUGGAAAUCCACUGCAGGAGAAGCAUUCCACAGAGGGAAACUGGAUGGAUGAAGCCUCCAAAAAGCUUCCCAAUCUAAAGAAACUAGACGGGACUCCCAUCGUUAAGGAGCCAGUGGAGGAAUGAAAUGAAACAAGCAAAAAGAAGAUGACAUAAAAUACCGUCUUUCUUAAAAUCUUUGCGUUUUUUUAGGUGUUGUAUAUUUUAUGAUGGUGUUCUAAAUUAAUGUAAAACUUUAUUAAACAAAGUUGAUGGCUGUGGAUCGACAAG